Sabethes cyaneus is the source of this 3320-nucleotide messenger RNA. RefSeq names its product protein king tubby 1 (gene ktub). The transcript is spliced from 6 exons. NCBI's taxonomy places the organism in Eukaryota, Metazoa, Arthropoda, Insecta, Diptera, Culicidae. The coding region runs from base 406 to 1728 and encodes 440 amino acids. Gene Ontology annotation, cellular component: cilium. The record is from RefSeq and is a predicted model, not a curated record. Gene Ontology annotation, biological process: protein localization to cilium.
UGCAAUCUGCAGUUUCAUGUAUCGUUCUGUGUGUAUAUCUAGCAACGAAACUGUAAACUAGCAACAGCAAAAAUAACUAGUUUUAUAUAAUCGGGACUCCCUUCGGCUGUACAUAGCAGUGGUUAAAUCGCCUUAGAAAAUAAUAGAGCAAUAAAUAGUACGACUGUGUUGUGUUCUAUCGUGAAUGCGUUGUCCGAUUGACAUAUCGAUAAAAUAAAAUUGAAUUCAAUUUUGGUUUCUAAUGUCCUCAAACGUUCGAUAUUGGUAGUCAGUUCGCGGUGGUGUGAAAGAGUGGUGUAGUGUUUCUAUUGACAGUGCAGUGUAUCCUGCGGAGAUUUCAUUCAUAUUGAUCAAAAGGCAUCGUUAGGGGCAGACAGCUGUCGUUGAAUCACUGGAAAACGAGCAAUGAGUGCAAUCAAUAACAGCAGACAUCAGAAGCUGGAACAGCAACGGCAACUGAUGGAGGCCUACAUCAGACAGAAGCGAGCAACGCCUGGGAUGGUACAAGCUAGUGACAUGCAGCUGGUUCGGCCAAUGUCCGCCGUGAACCGAAAUGGUCGCGAAGUGCACGCCUACGAUGGACCGAUGCAGUUCAUGAUGUCUCCCGGUAAUCCGGACCAGAUUAUCAGCUCAUCAGUGGUGUUGAACAGCAAUAACAUCACUACCACCAGUGCCACUACGACAGGAAGUACGUCCAUCACAACAACACCGACGUCGCCGUACAGUGACGCAUUGGAAAAGCUCACACCAUCGUCCCAGGAGAGCGAAGACGAAGAGAGCACACCGGUCGACAUCCUUCCGAGCUCGAACAGCUUUGACCGUCACAGUUCCGACCAUUUGGCUCAUUCGGCACCGAUUUCGCCCGCCUUGAACAACAAUAGUCACCAUCACGACGGUAGCAGUGGUAAUCUGAAAAGUAUAGAACAUUCCUCACCGCAGGCCAGCGGUCACAACGACACUGAGGGGGAUGUGAACGGACCGGUGGAACAGUGGGUCACGCAACCGGCACCUCAGGGAGUACUGUACAAAUGUCGAAUCACACGAGACCGGAAGGGCAUGGACCGGGGGCUGUUUCCGAUUUACUAUCUGCACCUAGAGCGGGACUAUGGGAAAAGGCUAUUCUGCCUGGCCGGACGAAAACGUAAAAAGAGCAAAACCUCAAACUACAUCAUAAGUUGCGACCCGACCGAUUUAUCCCGUCAGGCGGACGGGUUCGUGGGGAAACUCCGGUCCAAUGUGUUCGGUACGACGUUUUUCGUGUACGAUAAUGGCAAAAAGGAGAACCUCGCCAAUCCGCGGCUAGACUUGGCGGUAGUAAUUUACGACACAAACAUCCUAGGCUUCAAAGGACCUCGCAACAUGACUGUUCUCCUGCCCGGCAUGACGGAAGACGACCAGAGAGUGAAAAUAAGUUCAGCGGACAACCAUCAAGGUCUGCUGGACAGCUGGAAGUCGAAGAACAUGGACAACGUCGUCGAACUGCACAACAAGACACCGAUCUGGAACGACGAAACGCAAUCGUACGUGCUCAACUUUCACGGCCGGGUCACGCAAGCUUCGGUCAAGAACUUUCAGCUGGUGCACGAUUCGGACCCGGAGUACAUUGUGAUGCAGUUUGGCCGGACAUCGGACGACAUCUUUACGAUGGACUUUCGCUAUCCGCUGUGCGCGUUCCAGGCGUUCGCGAUCGCACUGAGCAGCUUCGACGGCAAGCUGGCCUGCGAAUAAAUAUAACGAGCACGACGUUGCGUUGGAGGGGAAGGAGUAUUUCCCAAAUUCCUGUCAAACUUUUGUCUCAGCGCGCAAUCGGAUGAGAUUUGCAUGGUGAAGUAACGAAAUUUUUCAAGUACAAUUAGCUCAAGAGCAACACGCCAUUUGGUAAACGAAUGAAUAGCAAGGGCUAGGAUAAGUGUUAGAAGCCUUAGAAUAAGCCUUAUAAGGUUUUAGCUCGAACAGAAAGCAAGCUGAUGGUUGGAGUGUUGAAUUAGAGCUUUGGCACGCAGAUACAUAUAGAUUUCUGCUCCUAAAUAGUCUUUGGAGAAAAGAGACUCGUGAAAGUCUCGAAAAAUAUGUCCAGUCCAAUUUUUAGUACAUUAAAAUGAGUAGUUGACAAUGCAAAGAGCUUUGAAGUAGAUUUUUAGGUCGGAAAAUAAUGCUAUUUAUAUGUAAAAUAUAGGUAACGAAUGAAAAAAGAUGAAAAUAGCUGUAGAAUGUAGAUCGAAGAGAGGUGUCAUGCUAAUUUAAUGUUAGGUAAUCAAACGCUUACUGAAUUAUUUCAAUAUACAAUAGUAACCGAUUGGCGAAGAAAUUAUGGACCACAAACAAUGAUUGUGAGUGAAAUGUUUACAUUUCAAUCUGGAAGGCUUCUAGUGACAAUAUGAUCAUAUUUUAAUUUUCUUUAUAAAAUUAGAAAUUUGCUGCAAACCCAAUGAAAUUGGGUUAAACUACUUGCGCGAUUAUAACCAUUAGGACUAUAAUGAACAGGAUUUGAUUAAUAUUAAAAAAUCCACCACGCUGUAGUUCGGUACAUUCUUGUGUUCGUAUUAUUUUGUAUAGUUCAGUGUGAGAAACAUGAAACUCAUACCGUAACAUAUGAUGAAAAUCCAACAAACAUUUUAUUUGAAGAGCAGUUUAUUCAACCAUAAUACAGCCAAUAUCCAGUGAACAAGCGCUGGAUAAGCUAUUAUACAACAGAAAUGUUUGUUGAGAAUAAAAUAAAAUUAAAUAGCUUUAUAAAAUUUUGAAACGAGAAUCAAAAAUAGACACACGGAAAAAGCUCAGUCGUUUUACUUUGGAAAACUAACCGUUUAACUCAGUAUUAAACAUUGAAAACAAAAAAUUAAGACAAAUUAGGAAUACAUUUGCUCACUUUUAACAAAAAUGGCCUAAUACUUACGCAAAUAUAAUAGCUGAUUCCAUCUCUCAACAAGGUUGAGCGUCCUAUUAGAAACGAGAAGUAAAGCUGAAAAGACAAAUAAAAGAUAUCAAUUUUAAGAAUUGAACCAACCAUUUGGUAAUUGAUUAAGGUGUGACAAACUGGCCCAAAUAUUUAUUUCACAGAUAAAACGGUUAUCUUGUAACCAUUUUACGAAUAAAACAAAGAAUAGACUAAACUCAAGCUAGUUGAGUGACGUUUGAACAAUGAAAAAGACAAAGUUGUGUCAUAUAAUCAAAAGCAACUAGAGUGUAGUGCGUAGGAUAUACGCGAACGAAACAUCACAUGUAAAUAGCAUUAUACAGCACACUUAACAGUUAACACUGAACGCUAACUUAAAGCGAGUUGUAGGAUUAUUUUGCGAAACGUACUGCUGUUAGCAUUG